This is a messenger RNA of Prosopis cineraria, 1320 nucleotides long. Its product is annotated as leucoanthocyanidin reductase-like. Gene Ontology annotation, molecular function: oxidoreductase activity. The transcript has 5 exons. Bases 67 to 1137 code for a protein of 356 amino acids. The record is from RefSeq and is a predicted model, not a curated record. NCBI's taxonomy places the organism in Eukaryota, Viridiplantae, Streptophyta, Magnoliopsida, Fabales, Fabaceae.
AGUAUCAGGCUCUUGCUAAAAAGAAAAAAAAUUAUACAUCAGGGGAAGCAAAGUACGAGGUUGGAAAUGACGGUGCCACCAGCAACUCCCCCUGCCGCCGCCACAGCUGCAGCCGCCUCCGCCGCCCCAAUCAGACGGGUACUCAUCGUCGGAGCGACGGGUUUCAUCGGUCGGUUCGUGGCGGAGGCCAGCCUCGCCGCCGGCCACUCCACCUUCGUGCUCGUACGCGGUGGACCGCUCGCCCCUCCCAAGGCCGCCCUUGUCAAAGCUUUUCAAAAGAAGGGGGCCACUAUUCUUCAUGGAUCGAUUAAAGAGAAGGAAGUGAUGGAGAAGAUAUUGAAAGAGAACGACAUAGAGAUUGUAAUAUCGGCAGUGGGAGGCGAAGCCGUUCUUGAUCAGCUCCCUCUUGUGGAGGCCAUGAAAUCUGUCAAAACUAUUAAGAGAUAUUUGCCGUCGGAGUUCGGGCAUGACGUGGACCGGGCGGAUCCAGUGGAACCGGGGCUCCGGAUGUAUGAAGAGAAGCGGAGGGUGAGGCGAAUGAUAGAGGAGGCAGGGAUCCCUUGCACCUACAUUUGCUGCAAUUCUAUUGCCUCUUGGCCUUAUUAUGACAAUUGUCAUCCUGCCACUCACCCUCCACCGUUGGAUGUUUUGCCCAUCUACGGUGAUGGCACUGUCAAAGCUUACUUUGUUGAUGGCGCGGAUAUUGGGAAAUUCACCAUUAAAGCUGCUGAUGAUAUCAGAACCCUCAACAAGAACGUCCAUUUUCGACCUGCAAACAAUUUCUAUUGCAUCAACGAGCUCGCUUCUUUGUGGGAAUCUAAAGUCGGACGUAAAAUCCCACGAGUCACCAUCUCUGAAGAUGAUCUUCUUGCUGUAGCUGCAGAGAACCGCAUCCCAGGGAGUGUUGUGGCGUCCUUCACGCAUGACAUCUUCAUCAAAGGCUGUCAACUGAACUUCUCCUCAGAGGGACCUCGCGACGCUGACAUUGCAACUCUGUAUCCUGAUGAAUCAUUCAGAAACUUGGAGGAUUGCUAUGAAGAUUUCGCCCAGAUGAUCCCAGACAAGAUUCAUAGAGAGAGAAGCCGGAACCUUGAGCCUCAAGUUUGUGUCAACGGCACUGCCUUGCUUACGAAUUAAGACUAUGUUUGGGGAAGAGCAUAUAUGUAUCUUACUAUUUGAGAUGAUAUUAAUAAGUCUAUGUUCGUAUGUAUGGACCUUGAUGUCCCUCAUGUAUUGAGCAGUGCAGCCAUUUAAAUUUCAUUUGCAAUUUCAAAACAUGUCUCAGAGAGAUCUGUUAUAUAUAUAUUCAUCCAUUAUCAA